Cylas formicarius (sweet potato weevil) is the source of this 1230-nucleotide messenger RNA. RefSeq names its product MKRN2 opposite strand protein. Bases 218 to 832 code for a protein of 204 amino acids. The record is from RefSeq and is a predicted model, not a curated record. The transcript has 4 exons. Lineage: Eukaryota; Metazoa; Arthropoda; Insecta; Coleoptera; Brentidae.
GUUAGUUAUAUUUUGUUCUUGAAGCGUGGUGAGCUGCGAAAGUCGCUUCAAGCCAAAGAAUGCGGUGCCUCAUUGUCUCGUUUUUCUGACACAGAUUUGAAUUCACAUUCGAUGAAUAUGAAAGAGGAGUUUCCAGAAAAUCUGUGUGGCCAACAACCGCAAAUUUAGUACUAGUCAACAGCGUUACAACGCGCACUUUCCUACUCAGUUUCCAAAGAUGGAUCCGGGAAUAGUGUGCUUUCAGCAUUGCGGGUCCAAAGUAUUUUGUUUCUCUCUAGCCGAAACCUGCCCAGUCUGCGAGGAAUCUUUGGAGCAGGCAAAUUUCGAGUUGUUGCCUUUUAGAGUUCCUUACCCGUUUAUUAGAGCUUCCCAGUACCCCUGCGCAGUAGUCAUCAAACCAACGACAGGCGAUUUUUUGAAUGACUAUCUCAACUCUAUGGAUCUUCAUAUAGGCGUGACGACAUCGACGGGUACAAUUGUCGAGUUUGACAAAAACGGUCUGCGGAAACACCGUUCGAGUCACUGGAACCAGUGUCUUUUGGUGGACCGCGCGGCACCAUCCUGGACCGAACAUUGGGACAACACCCUGUGGCAGGUCUGCAAACAGAAGUGCUGGAACGCGAAAACCUAUAGCGAAGAUAAGCACAAUUGUUACAGUUUUGUGCUGACUUUUUUAGUUACUCUGGGAUAUGGGUCGCUUAGCGAAGCGGCUAGAAAUAGAACCGUUUUUUGCGAGAAGUAUAUCGUUCCCAGAACAACAGCCGCAGGAAAGUACAUUUCACUGUAUAGGAAGCUUAAGGAGUAUGGGUUUUACGUGCACAGAAGUAAAUAGUGAUAUUUGGAAACGGUGAAGAUGCUACGAAAGCUACCUUGGAUCUGAGACAUUGGUCAGUCAUCCAUCAUAGUUAAAGUGUUACUGAUUUUGGUAUAUAAAGAAUUUAAUUUCUUAAUUUUGUCAUUGGAAUUUGAAAUAUGAUUUGAAAUAUUUGCAAAAAGUUAAUUGUUUCUUACAACAAACUUUUUUUUAUAUUGCUUUCGUCGCAUCGGCAUUAGUUACUUCAAUCAGGGUUUAGUGUAGAUAUUUUGGGUAUUACUAUUCACUGUAUAAAGAAGCUAUUUUUAGAUUGUAUUUAUAAAGAAUGUGUCAGUGAGCUUUGUUUUUAUACCAAAGGUACAUUGUAAGGUGCUUUUUGUAUUAAUUUAAUGUCGUCAAUAAAAUUUUACUUCCAA